CACACACGCACACACACACACACACACAGACACAGACACGCGCGCCAAUGCACAGCAACUUUUAACACACUUUAAACAUUGUAAAAGUUCACAUCCAAGAUGUCUGUGUGUUUUAUUUCACGCUACAGUACACGGUGUAGCCUAAAUUUAAUAAGCCUAACAGUGUAUUUAACGGUCUAGCGCGUGCCCGUAUGUAUGCGCGUGCGCGCGAGGUGUUUGACAGACGCGCUGAGACCACGCGCGCGCUUGAUGUUUCUGCCUGGUGCUGAAAAGUGAAGAAAUGCUGCAGAUGUUUUCUGACGUGAUGAUGAUGAUGAUCAUUAAAUCAUCGAUGACAUCUUCAUGACACUUCAAGACUUCCCGGCUGAGCAAGAUUUAUGGAGACCACAUUGAGAUCUUGUCUUGAUUUUUCUAUUCCUUGAGGAGCAUCUUUUCCAGAGCUCGCUGUCUUCCGAUGUUGCUUUUUCAUAUCUUGCAUUCAUGUGUCACCGUACUCCAGCUGUCAAUCAUCCCUUGACCCUGCCCACCCCUCUCACAUUUAGUUUACUCCUUUCACUCCAGGUGUUAUGAGUGGAGUCUCGUUUUUAGCCAAUGAGACACUGAGCUUUCAGGAAGAGGAAGUGGAUCUUCUUUCUAUCCCCCCUUCUUCCUCACAACCAGAGGAUGUCCUCAGUUAUGCUCCGCCCCCGGCCCCUCCCCUCCCUCCUCCCCUGCCGCUGGGAAACCCUGUGCAGAGGAAGAGGAGGGUCAGGAGCUUCUACUGGAAACCCAUUCCAGAGGAGCGCGUCAAACGGCAGGACAGACCCAACCUGUGGACCCUCGGCCGACACAGCAGAGAAACAUCCUUCCACAUCGACAUCAGAGCCAUCGAAGAGCUCUUUGGACAACGUGAUGACACGCGGUCCCCCGCCGCGGCCGACAGGAGGAUGUUGCGAGGACGAGGUUCUGUGAAAGAUCUCAGAGAGCAGAUCACCAUCCUGGAUUCCAAGAGAAGCAUGAAUAUCUCUAUUUUCCUCAAGCACCUUAAAAAGUCCGGUGAUGGUCUGUUGGAGGAUGUUCUUCAUGGGAACAGUGAGUCAUGUGAUGUGGAGUCUCUCAGAGGUCUGCUGAAGCUUCUGCCGGAGGAGGAGGAGGUGAAGAAGCUUCAGAUGUUCAGUGGAGACACUAAAGACCUCUCACCUGCUGAUGCCUUCAUGUACACACUCAUCCAUCUACCCAGGUAUGGUGUGCGUGUUGAAGCUCUGCUGUUGAAGGGAGAGUUUUUCUCCUUGUGUUCAGCUGUGAAGCAGGACAUCACCGUGGUCCGGACUGCCAUCACAGAGCUGUUGAACUGUGAGGAGUUACACAACAUCCUUCAUUUAGUGCUACAAGCUGGAAACAUCAUGAAUGAUGGUAGUUUUGCUGGUAAUGCUGUUGGUUUUAAACUGUCUUCUCUGCUCUCACUGGCUGAUACUAAAGCCAAUAAACCUGGAAUGAAUCUGCUGCACUUUGUAGCUCUGGAAGCUCAGAAGAAAAAUCUGCUUAUUUCUCCUGAGAAACUUCAACAUGUUCAGCAAGCGGCUCGAGUGUGUGUCGACAGUAUUCAUGUGGAGUUGAGUUCUCUGAGUGAGAGAGUUCAUCAGCUGCAGAUCAACAUUCAGAAUGAUGAUGAUCUACUGACACAACUUCACUUGUUUCUCAAGAGUGCAGAUGAAGCUCUGGUGGAUUUAAGGGUCUGUAGUGAUGUGAUGGUGAUUGAAGGCAACGCUCUGAUCGAUUUCUUCUGUGAAGACAAAGAAACAUUCAAACUGGACGAGUGUUUCCACAUUUUCCAGAAUUUCUGCUCUAAGUUUAAAAAGGCCAUUCAGGAGAACGCUGAGCGAGGAGCCCGGGAGGAGUCACGCAGCAAACGUCUCACGGAGUUGGAGGACAAGCGUCACUCGUGGGCGGGGCCUGAGGGUGUGGGAGGCGUCUUUGGGUUGAGGUCGAGCAGUGAGACCGAUGUUGAGGCAGCUUUAAGGAGCGAGGGGCUUCUGGACCUCCUCAGGACACACCCACGAAGUCCUCUCAGUCCACCACUGAGGUUCGGGAGUGUCCGUCGCUCACGGCAACAGAGAGUCAAUAGUGAUAUAACAGAGCGCCGCCAUGUGACCUCUGACCCCUCUGGAGCAGAUACACACGCACUUCCUCCGAUACACUCGCUCUCUAUCAUGAACACACACAGUGACACAAAUACCACUCAUGUCCAUGGAAACCACACUCAGGAAGGUUCCACCAAAACCAAGUCUGACCACGACAGCAUCACAACACACGCGUGUCCAGAGAAACCAAAGACCCACACUUUACAAGAAACGCAAAAACACAACAUUCAAACACACACACAGCUGUACACAAGUGAUGAGAUGACCUUCGACCCCUCACAGGGAAACUCAGGAGAAUGUGAACGUCACGACCAAUCAGAGAGCUCGACUAGAGGCGACGAUAAUGAUGUAAAGCUCACCGCUCAACAAACAAACAAGCGGUCACUUCAAUCCAGUGACGGACACACAAGACCGAUACAAACAAGCAGCAAAAAGCCCAUCCCAAAAACCUCUGAGCCAAAACACAGACCGUCUGUGUCUGCCAAGCCAUCAUCAGCAUCCCCUAAAACAUCCUUGUCCCUCUCAAAGUCUCCUCAACAGCGGCCCGUCCGCACCCUGACCUCCUCUGAGACGCAGAGCUUGAGGAAAGUUGUUCCCAUCAGUCGGUCCGUCUCCUCCGGUCAGCGGAAAUCUCCUGUUCGAGGUGCCAAGAAAAAACCUGUGACUCGACCGCCCCCCGAAGAGAAAAUGUGUCGUGCGACGCUGAGAGCCCUGGGUGCUUCCGCCCCUCAAACCUCCACCCACACUUCACAGCACCGGCACACCCCCGGCUUCGCUCGCAACACCGUGGCGUCCACCACACGACAUGCCGUCACUCCACACCAGUCCUCUUCAUCUGACCCCAAACAUCCUCCUCUGACCCGCACGGCAUCACUCAGACUCUCACGUGUUCUCAGUCCACAGCGGAGUCCAACCGUCACGCUCAGUAAAACACAAAGUGUUCAUCUGACGCCCCCCACAGGACAUCCCAGAAUGAGCCGUGGUGGUGUCUCUCACCAAUCACAGAGUAAAUCUAGCAAACCAGUCUGGAGGUAGAGAGAUCAAUCACAUUCAAUCACAGUAUUUGAUGUCAUUUUUAUGAUUGAAGAACUUCUAUUUUUAUAUGUUUAUAAUGUAGCAUGAUUGUACAAUUAAUCUUAAAUACGUUAAAAAAUUAUUUAACAGACAGGAACAUUUUGGCUGAUCAUUAGGUGACAAUCAAUGAGAAAAUAAAACUUGCCACUGUAUACAUUUAACGUUUUAUUUUUAUAUAAAUGAUUUUUUGUUAUGAAACUGAUCAGCAAUUAAUCAUCUUCAGAAGUGAUAGAUCUCUCAUGGAGGAAAAAAGUUUUAUUUCAUUUCUCAUGAAAAAAAAUUAAAAUCGUGUUUCGUUUAAGUCUCGACUUAGUCUCAGAUGUUUCGCUCAGGAGACAAAAAGAGAAUUCAUGAAUUGUAAUUAUUGAGACACAUGAAGAGUCUGGAGGUGUAAAAUCAUCUGGAUUAGAGUGAAUGUGAUGAGAAAUGUUUCAGUUGAUAUUGAGAACUUCAGUAAUAUUGGCUUUUGAUUGCAGAUGAGACAAAUCUGAGC
Messenger RNA from Triplophysa dalaica, 3687 nucleotides. RefSeq names its product FH2 domain-containing protein 1. The transcript is spliced from 12 exons. The coding region runs from base 567 to 3155 and encodes 862 amino acids. Lineage: Eukaryota; Metazoa; Chordata; Actinopteri; Cypriniformes; Nemacheilidae. The record is from RefSeq and is a predicted model, not a curated record.